Molecule: messenger RNA, 1493 nt
Organism: Podospora bellae-mahoneyi
Lineage: Eukaryota; Fungi; Ascomycota; Sordariomycetes; Sordariales; Podosporaceae
Exons: 2
Coding region: 86-1246 (386 amino acids)
Biological process (GO): mRNA splicing, via spliceosome
Cellular component (GO): U2 snRNP; U2-type spliceosomal complex
Molecular function (GO): RNA binding
Source: RefSeq, a predicted model, not a curated record
AAAAAAACAUUCCACGUCCUCGAUUCUCUUUUCGCCUUUUACACAAACACCAAAACCAUUUCUGACCACCACCCCAUCCGUCAACAUGGCCGCCGAAGCCGAAUACUGGACGUUUCCAACUGACAAGGAGCUGUUUGAUCAGGACGAGCGCAUCUCGUUUUCGAAGCUGGACAACAAGUACAUUGCCGUUCAGGACGACGGCACCGAAUACGAGUUUGACGAGGGCCUGAGGCGCUGGAUCCCUAUCAUCGACGAGGCGCUUAUUGAGCAGCAGCAGAGGGGAUACAUGGUGCCCGGGGUGGAUGAUGAUGAUGGGUCGGCGCAGGGUGUGAAGAGGAAGAUGGGGUAUGGGGAUGAUAGAGAGGAUUCCUCACAGAAUGGCACCUCAACAAAAAGCAAAAAGAAGCAACGCCCGCCCCCGCAACCAAGGCAAAACACGGCCGUGUACGUCACUGGUCUUCCGUCGGACGCGACAGUCGAAGAAGUGGCCGAGUUGUUUUCGCGAAAGUGCGGGGUUAUUGCCGAGGAGAUUGACUCGGGGAGGCCGAGAAUCAAGAUGUACACGGACGGGGAGGGAAAGUUUAAGGGGGACGCGCUGGUGGUUUUUUUCAAGCCGCAGAGCGUGGAGAUGGCGAUUAUGUUGCUGGAUGACACGGAUUUUCGAUUUGGAGAGGGGGGGACGAAAAUGAGGGUUCAGGCGGCGGAUAUGAGUUAUAAGAGGGUGAAGUAUGAUGAGGAAAAGGGGGAUGGGGAGGGGGGUAAUGGGGGGGGAGGGGGGGUGAAACAGGAGGGGGGUAAUAACAACAACAAGAAGGCCAGUCAGGAUAAGCAAAAGAUUAUUAGAAAGACGCAGAAGUUAUCGGCCAAGUUGGCGGAUUGGUCGGAUGAGGAGGAGGAAAAGGUGGGUGGGGGAGGGGGGAAGUGGGACAAGGUUGUCAUUUUGAGGCACAUGUUUACGCUGGAGGAGCUGGAGGAGGAUCCAGCUGCGCUGUUGGACAUCAAGGAUGAUAUCAGGGAGGAGUGUGAGAUGUUGGGGAAGGUGAACAAUGUUAUUUUGUAUGAUCAGGAGGAGGAGGGGAUUGUGAUGGUCAAGUUUGGGAGUCGGGAGGCGGCGGAGAAGUGUCUGAGCAAGAUGCACGGGAGGAAGUUUGAUGGGAGGACAGUGGAGGCGUUUUUUGCGACAGGGAGGGAGAGAUUUAGGAAGAGUAGGGAUGCUGGGGGGGAGGAGGGGGAGGAGAGUGAGUAGGGGUGGUUGGUUUGGGUAGGUGUAAGUGUUUUUGACCUUAGGGGCUAAUCGACAGUAAUUCCAAGAAAGAUUCUUCUUGUCUAGUGGGGGCAGUGUUUAGGAAGAACUGGAAGACAUGUCAUUUGUUUCUGUCUGAAUAUGGAAGAGUCUCAUAUGGUAAGCUAUCUAGACAUGAUAAGGCUGGUUUUUGCAAAUAAAUCUUUUCUUUGUCUUCAUCUCGCCGUGAGAGCAGAACAGGCAGCGGGGG